AAUGGUAGGAUCAAUGCCAAUUUGGUUUUGUAGGAAAUCAAUUAGAGCUGAAAUGUGGCUGUCUUGUCUUCUGCUAUUGAAAUGCUUCCUCCAAACUCCUGUAGCGUUGGAUUGAUUUCCUUUGCUGCUACCAAAGAGAAUGAAUCGACAUUGAAAAGCUGAUUAUGCCGUUACCCACAAAUGUCAAAGAUGCAAACUUGGGGUACGUGUAGCAGCUACAGCUGGGAGUAGCGAUGCAUGUCUGCCUCUGGAAGUGACCCAAACAAAGAAGACGACGAGAAAAGCAAAUAAGACGGAUACAGUUGCUAUUCAUUUCAAGGACGAAUCCAAUAAUCAAAUCGAAUCUCUAUUUUCUGAUCUGAAACGAAUCAAAAUCAGCGGAUCCAUGAAUUCUUAUGCGUAAGCUUCAAAUCUCCUUUUACGCUCAUAGUCAAUCUAAUUAAUCUGAAUUCGUAGAUCACUUUUUGUUGCUGUUAUUGAUUAAUGGCUUCACCUGGUAAUCCUCCAAAUCAAGGAGGUGGUGUCUUUGAUGUGAAUAAGCUGUUCAAGCCAUCUUCAAGCCCUAUGAAUAUGAUGCAACCAUCAAACCCACCACAACAGCAGCAGCCUCAGGCCCCUUUGAGUCCCAGCAACUCUAACCCAGCUAUUGGCAAUCUCACAACUUCUCCUUCCUUCCCUCUCCCUUCCUCUCUUCCUCCAUCUUCUCCUCCCUAUUUAACCCCAUCUUCCUCUUAUCCUCCUCCCACUGGGCCUUACCAUCCUUAUCACCCUCACUAUCUCUCUCCUUAUCCACCUCCACCUCUUCCACAACUUCAACAGCAUCACAAUCAGUUCCUCGCUAAUAUGCAACAGCAGAAUAGACCUCAACCCAUUUCUUCUUUUCCUCCUCCUGCUGCUCUUGCCGUUGCUGCACCUUCUACUGCUCCUUCUCCCCCUCCAUUCUCGCCUAAUAACCCAAAUCCCAGUGGUGUAUUGAUGGACAUCCUCACCAAUCAGAACCUGCAGCAGCAACAACCUCCUCUUUCCACCAAUCUGACCAUGCCCUUCUCUUCCCCCUCUUCUUCAUCGGCUGUAUCGAACUUCAGUGCUCCCAUCCCUUCUGCUCCGCCUGUCAGUUUGGCAUCCCCAACUCAUCAGCUGCAGCAGCCGAGCCCAACGCCAGUGAGGAUGCUCAGCAGCAAGCUCCCCAAAGGCCGCCAUUUGAUUGGCAACCAUGUUGUGUAUGAUAUUGACGUCAGAUUGCAAGGCGAGGUGCAGCCACAACUCGAAGUUACUCCCAUCACCAAGUACGUCUCCGACCCUGGUCUUAUACUUGGCCGUCAGAUUGCUGUCAAUAGAAAUUACAUUUGCUAUGGACUUAAGCCUGGAGCAAUUCGCAUCCUCAAUAUUAACACUGCCUUGAGAUCCUUGCUUCGUGGCCAUAACCAGAAAGUAACAGAUAUGGUGUUCUUUGCUGAGGAUGUUCACCUUCUGGCCAGCACAUGCAUUGAUGGACGGGUCUUCAUACGAAAGAUCAAUGAAGGGCCAGAUGAGGAAGAGAAGCCUCAAAUAUUUGAAAGGAUUGUACUUGCUCUUCAGAUAAUAACAGAGGGAGAAUCAGUCCAUCCACGAGUUUGUUGGCAUCCUCACAAACAAGAAAUUUUGAUGGUUGCAAUUGGAAAUCGAAUCCUAAAAAUUGAUACCAUUAAAGUUGGAAAAGGUGAAGGUUUUUCAGCAGAGAAACCUCUCAAUUGUUCCAUUGAUAAGUUGAUUGAUGGGGUCCAGCUUGCUGGUAAGCAUGAGGGUGAAGUUACUGAGUUGUCAAUGUGUCAAUGGAUGACCACCCGUUUAGCUUCAGCUUCAUCAGAUGGCACGGUCAAGAUUUGGGAAGAUCGUAAAGCAGUGCCACUUGCAAUGUUGAGACCACAUGAUGGUAACCCUGUAAAUUCUGUGACAUUCUUGACUUCUCCUCAUCGCCCUGAUCAUAUUGUUCUCAUCACUGGGGGUCGAUUAAAUCAGGAAGUGAAGGUUUGGGCCUCUGCAAUGGAGGAGGGCUGGCUGUUGCCCAGUGAUGCUGAAUCAUGGCAAUGUAGUCAGACUUUGACCUUAAAGAGUUCUGCUGAAUCUAGUGUUGAGGAUGCAUUCUUUAAUCAAGUUGUAGCACUGCCCCGUGCUGGCUUAUUUCUGUUGGCGAAUGCCAAGAAGAAUGCUAUUUAUGCAAUACACAUAGAAUAUGGACCUUAUCCAGCUGCGACCCGUAUGGAUUAUAUAGCUGAGUUUACGGUGACAAUGCCUAUUUUGAGUCUAACCGGAACUAGUGAUAGUUUACCUAAUGGAGAGCAUGUUGUUCAGGUUUACUGUGUCCAAACACAGGCUAUUCAGCAAUAUGCAUUGGAUUUGUCACAGUGCCUACCACCGCCACUGGAGAACGUGGAGUUGGAGAAAACAGAAUCCAAUGUUUCUCAUGUUUUUGAUGCUGCUAGUUCUGAUGGUUCCACUAUCACGGAAUCAUCUCAUGGAAGUAAAACAGUUGACGUUCCCAUAGGAAAAGGGACUCCCAUACAACCUAUGGUUUCAAGCAGUUCUGAAAACGCUCCCGCAGCAAGCCAUCCAGAAAGCUUGACUUCUGCUGAGGUUAACACCUUACCAGAUAGUGCUACUUCAGUUGUAGAAACCAAGGCUAGUGCUUUGCCAUCUCAAAAUAGUAUUGGAAAUCUCAACACUGUGUCUCCUUCACUUCCAUUGAGUCCACAGUUAUCUCGAAAAUUGUCAGGUUUCCAAGGUCCAUCAAAUAGCAUUGAGCCUAGUAUGCAACCUAGUGAUCAUGUUGACCAGCCUGGCCUUGAUUAUUUGGUCGAGCACAGAAUGGAUACUGCAAAGGAAAACAUGUAUGAUAUCCCUUCAGGUGACAAUUUGAGGAAGGGUGAGAAAAACAUUGCACAAACUGACAUCUCAGUGGUUCCUGAAUCUCCUGUAAUGUUUAAACACCCAACCCAUCUUAUAACCCCAUCAGAAAUACUAUCCAGAGCUGCCUCAUCCUCUGAGAAUUCUCAAAUUAGUCAGUGCAUGAAUGUGGGAGAGUCAAAGGUCCAGGAUGUGGUCGCCAACAAUGAUAUGGAAAGCAUGGAGGUAGAGGUUAAAGUUGUUGGAGAGACAGGAACCAAUCAAAGUAAUGACUUUGACUUGCCUAGAGAAUCCCAUGCUACUGUCCCAGAGAAAAAGGAAAAAUCAUUCUACUCUCAGGCCUCAGAUCUUAGUAUUCAGAUGGCCAGAGAUUGUUGUGUGGAAGCUUAUAAUGUUGGGGGAAUUCGGCAGGCUGGUGAAAAUGGUGUCACAGAAGUACCAGAUAGACCUCCUAAUAGUGGUGAAGACGAAGAACAAGAAAUAAGAAAAGAUGUACCUGCAAAGGUUGACGAAUCAGAAACUCCUGUGGUAGUCUCACAGUCCCCAGCCCCCUCUACAAAAGGGAAAAAACAGAAGGGGAAAAACUCUCAAUUGUCUGGUCCAUCUUCUCCUUCCCCUAGUCCUUUCAAUUCCACAGAUUCAUCCAAUGAACCAGGUUGUAGUUCUGGUGCCCAAUCUAAUGAUGCUGCUUUAUCUCAGUUAUCUGCCAUGCAGGAUAUGCUUGAUCAGUUACUAAGCAUGCAGAAAGAAAUGCAGAAGCAGAUGACUACGAUGAUUUCUGUCCCAGUUUCCAAAGAAGGUAAAAGGCUAGAGGCAUCCUUGGGCCGAAGUAUUGAGAAAGUUGUUAAGGCUAAUACUGAUGCUCUAUGGGCUCGUUUCCAAGAAGAAAACACAAAGCAUGAGAAGUUAGAGCGAGAUCGUAUGCAGCAGUUAACAAAUUUGAUCACAAAUUGUGUAAACAAGGAUUUACCUGGCACUUUAGAGAAAACUUUAAAGAAGGAGAUAAGUGCAGUUGGACCUGCUGUAGCUCGUGCAAUUACUCCUAUUCUGGAGAAAAGUAUAUCAUCAGCGAUUACAGAGUCAUUCCAGAAAGGGGUGGGGGAGAAGGCUGUGAAUCAACUAGAGAAAUCAGUUAGUUCAAAACUUGAAGGCACAGUAGCCAGGCAAAUCCAAUCACAAUUUCAAACUUCUGGCAAGCAAGCACUUCAGGAUGCACUAAGAUCUAGUUUGGAAGCUGCAAUUAUUCCUGCAUUUGAGAUGUCAUGCAAAUCUAUGUUUGAUCAAAUUGAUUCCACAUUUCAGAAAGGGUUCAUUGAUCAUCUACAUGCCAUUCAGCAACAGUUUGACUCCGCGCAUUCUCACUUGGCCAUUGCUCUUAGGGAUGCUAUCAGUUCAGCAUCAUCAAUCACUCAGACCCUGAGUGGACGAUUAGCCGAGGGCCAACGCAAUCUUUUAGCUAUUGCAGCUGCAGGUGCGAAUUCCAAAGUGGGAAAUCCUUCUUUGAGUAAUGGACCAUUGGCUGGUCUACAUGAGAUGGCUGAGGCUCAUUUGGAUCCAACAAAAGAAUUAUCCAGAUUGAUAGCUGAGUGCAAAUUUGAGGAAGCAUUCACAGCAGCAUUGCAUCGAAGUGAUGUCACUAUAGUUUCCUGGUUAUGUUCUCAGGUUGAUCUACAGGAGAUAUUGUCCAUGGUACCACUACCCUUGAGCCAAGGAGUUCUGCUGGCCCUUCUACAGCAGUUGGCCUGCGAUAUCAGUAAGGAAACUUCUAGAAAGCUGGCAUGGAUGACAGACGUGGCUGUUGCUAUAAACCCUGCAGAUCCAUUGAUUGCACUGCAUGUGAGACCAAUAUUUGAUCAGGUCUAUCAGAUACUGAUGCAUCAGAGGAAUCUACCGACUACAUCUGCUUCAGAAUCUGCCAGUAUACGUCUUCUCAUACAUGUCAUAAACUCUGUGCUAAGGAGUUGUAAAUGAUCUUGCCUUCUGUUUCUAUCUUUAUGCAAAUAUGUAAGAUAGACUUUUGGUUUGUAUAGGAAUGUAGGAGGUUUUCAGGGGAUUGCUGUUAUGAUUUGUAUGAAUUAGUCAAACACUUUAUGUUUCUUCAUUUCAUGUUUGUUAGUCAUAAAACAGUGUUAUUUCAAUUGCAUGCCCAGUUAAAUUGAGCUUUCGAA
Molecule: messenger RNA, 5051 nt
Organism: Hevea brasiliensis (rubber tree)
Lineage: Eukaryota; Viridiplantae; Streptophyta; Magnoliopsida; Malpighiales; Euphorbiaceae
Product: enhancer of mRNA-decapping protein 4-like
Exons: 13
Coding region: 484-4854 (1456 amino acids)
Biological process (GO): deadenylation-independent decapping of nuclear-transcribed mRNA
Cellular component (GO): P-body
Molecular function (GO): protein binding
Source: RefSeq, a predicted model, not a curated record